Molecule: messenger RNA, 2371 nt
Organism: Chinchilla lanigera (long-tailed chinchilla)
Lineage: Eukaryota; Metazoa; Chordata; Mammalia; Rodentia; Chinchillidae
Gene: Erfe
Product: family with sequence similarity 132, member B
Exons: 5
Coding region: 292-1152 (286 amino acids)
Biological process (GO): negative regulation of gluconeogenesis; positive regulation of insulin receptor signaling pathway; positive regulation of D-glucose import across plasma membrane
Molecular function (GO): hormone activity
Source: RefSeq, a predicted model, not a curated record
UUGGUCUUAAAAGCCUACAACAAACCCCAACCCUUUCAGAGCCUUUCUGAAGGUCCUGGUGUACCUUCCAGUGUGGUUGCAGAAGUUACUUAUUCACGCUCAGCUUCUUCCCAAAAAUGUGGAUAAGCCGGAGUAUGGAGACUGGAGGGCCAGGACGCAGGGUGGCUGCCGGGCAAGGCUGAGGGUCAGGGCGCAGUGGCCCCAGGCCCGUGGCCGAGGGGCGUCUCCCAUGCCUACGGAGCCGCCCUGCCGGGGGCGCAGAGAGCGGUCCUGGGCAUCACCGCUCGCUCCAUGCCAGGGGCCGUGCGGCAGCGUGAGCGCGCGGAGAGCGAGCCGUGCACCAGGGGCCUCGCCCAGCCUGCCGCCACCCAGGAGGACGAGGACGCCGACGCGGUGCUGGAGCUGCUGGCCGCGCCCCCGGCCCCGCGCGUGGAGGCCGCCUUCCACUGCCGCCUGCGCUGGGACGCAGCGGUGGAGCGGCGUGCGCUGCAGGAGCUCGGGGUCUACUACUUGCCCGACGCCGAGGGCGCCUUCCUGCGCGGCCCGGGCCUGGACCUGACCAGUGGCCAGUACACGGCGCCCGUGGCCGGCUUCUACGCGCUCGCCGCCACGCUGCACCGCUGGCCGAGCCGCCCAGGAGGGGUGCCCUGCGCCCCCGAGACCGCCUGCGCCUGCUCAUCUGCAUCCAGUCGCGCUGCCAGGGCAACGCCUCCCUGGAGGCCGUCAUGGGCCUGGAGAGCAGCAGCGAGCUCUUUACCAUCUCCGUCAACGGUGUGCUGUACCUGCAGGCGGGCCAGUACACCUCCGUCUUCCUGGACAAUGCCAGCAGCUCUGCCUUCACCGUGCGCAGCGGCUCGCAAUUCAGUGCAGUCCUCCUGGGUGUGUGAGCAGCUGCCACAGGCCCUUCCUCUCCCAGGGAAGUGCAGCAGAGGUCUGAGUGACGUCCAGACAGGGUGGGAGCAACAGUGGCCACACGCAGGUGAAGCACAAGCCGGUGUCCUGGUCAGCAGUUUCCAGAUGUCGUCUUGCAAAGGGGAAGGCUGCUGUUGCCCUGAAGGGUCCGGAGCCCCUGCUCAGACUCGGCUCCCUGGGCUCCUCAGGGCCUUUGCCAUCUCAGCACAGCCAAUCAGGGCCAUGCCCAGGGCAGGGUGAGCCUGUGCCGAGCUGAGGGGCCGCCAAGGGGCGGGGAGCCCCAACCAGCUGCCCCUCAGCCGCCCCGUCGGAGCUGGUCACUCGCCCCUUGCCACGGUGUCCUGCAGGGCCCUGGUCAGCCUGCUGUGAUUGCUGAACCCAAGGCUUGCUGAAGACACUUGGCACAGCAGCUCAGGGACUGCAGGGACGCUGCACAGGACCUCUGGGGGACUGCGGCCGCUCCCUGUGGAAAGGCGACACUGCCUCCGCAGAGGCUGCUGGCCACCACGGUCCUUCCUGUCCUGAGGCUUUGCUUACUGCUAGGCCUCAGAGGGAGACGCAGCGUACCUUCAGGGUGCACCCUGGCCACAUGCUGACCACCAGACUGGGGGCAAGGCCCAGCAGCUCGGGGAUGGGUGCGGGGCUCAGUCUGGGGGGAAGGUGAGGGUAGUGCCCCCAAGGAGACUUCAACACAGCCUCCCAGGUUUCCCGGGGCAGGACUGGCAUCAGGUAGGCAGCGACGAGGACAAGAGCCAGGAACGGCCUCCAGGGCACCAGCCCAGCCUGGCUGGGGUAAGCAGGCCUGGGGAGACGAGGCAAGUCAUCGAACUUCCCAGGCGGCCUCAGGACGAGGCGACCACAGCCAGGCUGAAGGACCCUGGCUCCCAGGCCCGCUCCAGAACCAAACGUGCCACGCCAGGCAGCCCGGUGACACCGCAGACCAACUGCUCUGGCCACAGCCGGCCUGGCCCGAUUCUCAGUAGGACUGGAACCCGCCCUACCAGGAAGCACCCAGCGGCCCGGCCCGUUCCAGCACGCACUGAUAAGGGUGGCACCGGCACUCCCUCCCUCCUCUGGACCUGCUUUGCACCCAGCGGGCAGAUGCGUUAUCUCUUCCCCUGAGCACACUGCAUGGGCACCUAUCUCAUUCUCCCCACGUGAGCGUGGGGCGCAGCAGCCCGCCAGGUGUUUACUCUAGAAUACCGCCAGGCGGGACACAUUUAUGGAACUGACCUGGACAUGUCAUGAAAUGACAUGAAGCUGGAAACCAAGGGCAGAGCUGAGACUCAGAAGCAACUGUUCACCUGGGCUUGCCUUGGAGGUGGCAGGGAGGGCCUGCUGGGGAGGCCUUUGCAGAGGGGACUGUGGCCUUAGGGGCACGUGAGUCACAGCCUCCACGGUGCAGGGGGACGCCUGGUUUGCUGUAAGGAGGUAUCUGCCAAAUACGUUGUCUCCUGAC